This is a messenger RNA of Gigantopelta aegis, 1868 nucleotides long. RefSeq lists its product as uncharacterized. Lineage: Eukaryota; Metazoa; Mollusca; Gastropoda; Neomphalida; Peltospiridae. The record is from RefSeq and is a predicted model, not a curated record. The transcript has 2 exons. Bases 1418 to 1861 code for a protein of 147 amino acids.
CCUCGGGACAAAACCAUUUUGUCCCUUGGGUUGGAAUUGCCUUAUCUAUACCUCACAACGGUGAUAGAUUCUAUUAGUCUGUAAGAUGAAUGAUAAAAUUAGAGCAAUGAGAAAUGGUUAAUACAAAACAUAAUCUAAUGUCUAAAAAGGGUUAGUGGGAAUGGGUGAAAAUUCUAAUUUAUAUUUUAAUUAAGAAAGUAACUGUAUUACAAGAUGACAUAUUUAAAACUGGUGACAUGGUGUGGGCUAGAUUCCAGGCAGAUUGGUAUUCUGCUGUUGUAAACAUCUUGUUUCUAUGUUUUCUGUGACAAGUUCUACAAAUUAACUAUAAUAAUUAUCAUUUGCUAGUGCCUAUGCAUAGGCUUGUUGCAGAAUUUGUUAAUUCUUUUUUUAAAUAUUAUUAUUACUGACAAAUGAAUAAAAAUGUACCAACAUUUUGUUAAACUAAUAUCGAGUGAAAAUACAAAUUUAAAUUUAUAGUUUAAAUAAGAACAAGGUUGGGCAAAAGAAGAAUGGACACCAAGAUUUAAGAAAUGUAAAAACCAAUGUUUUAUACUGUAAAAUAUGUUCCACAUCCCUAUCUGCAGAUGCGGAAGCCAAGUUAUUAUAUUUUUUUUUAAAGUGCAUGUGUAGUAGAACCAAUCAGAAAGGGUGAAGGGACAUGCUCAAAAUCAGAAGUAUCUGCAACAGGUUCAUAAUUGAUAAGUCUUCUCAACACCUUUUAGAGAUGAUGAAGUGUUCAUUUUUCAAACAAAAGAUAAAACUUUUAUUGUGUGUAUCAAACAAACAAAUGGCCACAGGUAUGGGAUUUAAUAGAGACCAUGCAUAACAAAUACUAAAACGCACACAUCUACAAAAGGGCAAGCGCCAGAAAUAUUUUCUAGUUCAACCAUACUAAAUCUGAUCAUUUUAUUAUAAUUAUUAUAAAAUUAACCACAUUUUGAUUUUGUACUGUGAAGUCACAACCCUGCUCACAGCUGAUAUAUAUUGUCACUAAAAGAAAUGCAUGUAGUGUUUCAGAUUACAGGAUGUCACAUACUACCUUUGAUUAUGGAAUGAUGUAAUUGAACAUGUAGUAACGGCCAAUGAACAGGUAGCAACUGCUGUCGAUCUCUUAAAUGACGAAACAAAUUAACCAAUGGAAAGGGCCAUCAUCUAAACAUCAGGAUGAAGAUUUGACAUGCUCCAAAGAAUAUACAUUAUACUGAACAGUUUAGUCUGUUGAUGCAUUCGAAAUUUCUAACUGCAUCUCUCAAUUCACUGUGACCGAGUGGAUGGAAACUAAAAGAAUAUUAUGAUUGGAAGAUUGGUUUGUAAAGUGAAGUUGUGUGUUCAGUCAUGACACACAAAGUGAAACUAAAGGCUACCAACACACCUGAAAAGAGUUACCUUGAAAAUUACCAUACCUAGCAGAGACAUGCUGGGGAGCAACAGCCCCAUCAGAAGUCAAGGGAUGGAGAGGUGCUGGAAACACAAGCGCAAGGGGACAAGGGACAAGGAAGAGGUCAUGGUAGAGGAAGGCAAAGUCGAGUUGAUCGCCCUCCGAGUUCAUCAAGUGAUGCUGCAAGGACAUUACAGGAGAGGACACAGCUGCCACAGGGUCAAUGCAGUAAGUGUCCUUUGCAAAAGGACAAUAGAAGAAGUGAAAAACGAGAUGGCAAGAUGCACGGUUAGUGGUGAAGAAGAAAGCUGCAGGCUAAAACAAAGUAGCAAGACAGGAGGGGGACCAGCUCCAGAUGUCUACUUUAAACAAUGGGAACUGAUAGUACUUAUGCAUUUUUUAAAUUUUAAAAUAUUAACCUUCUGGAUACUGCAGGCAAGAUUUUAUGUUGCAGCACACCGCAUGCAUUGUCUUCAUUAAUUGUUUG